GCAGUGCUUCCAGAGGCUUCCGAGGAGGAACAGCGCGUGGAGACGAGCGGCCUGAGUCGAGAGAGAGCGAGAACAACAGGCAGCCGCCACCCCCCUCCUCUCCUCCUCCUCCUCCCCCUCCCCGGAGCCUUCCUCGCCAGGCGCCCUCCUACGUACGGCUUACAUGGCCACCGGGGGCGACAAGUGCGGCGGAAAGCCGGCGGCCGCGGGGGUGGGCGGCGGUGACCUGUACUCUGUGCUGGGCGUCAACAAGGAGUGCUCCGACGCCGACCUCAAGGUCGCCUACCGGAAGCUCGCCAUGAGAUGGCAUCCGGAUAGAUGCUCCUCCUCCAGCAGCACCAAGCACAUGGAGGAAGCAAAAGAGAAGUUCCAGGAGAUCCAGGGCGCCUAUUCCGUCCUCUCCGAUGCCAACAAGCGCUUCCUCUAUGACGUGGGGGUAUAUGAAGAACAUGAAGAAGAAGAUGAUGACACUCUGCAGGGGAUGGGGGACUUCCUUGGUGAGAUGGCCCAUAUGAUGAGCCAGACGCAGCCAGCGAGACAGGAAAGCUUUGAGGAGCUCCAGCAGCUCUUCGUGGACAUGUUCCAGUCUGAUAUUGAAUCGGGAUUCUGCAACGGACCUGCCAAGGACCAUGACCCAGUCCAAAGACAGACGCGAACAUUCUCGACCCCUCCUUCGCCAUCGCCAUCUCCACCGCCUCCACUAGCUACAGUGGACGAAGCGGCAUCAUGUAAUGGCAUCAAUAAGCGUGGCUCAUCAGCAAUGGGCUCUGGGAAGCCUCCAAGAGCUGGUGAAGUGAGUGGGGGUCACGGCCAGUCUGAGUUCUGUUUCGGGAUGAGCGACGCCAAGCAAGCGCCGAAGGCGCGAGGCGGGAACGCUAGCAGGAGAAGGAACGGCCAGAAGCAGAAACUGUCGUCGAAGCACGACGUCUCCUCCGGCGAUGAGAUGCCGAGACCACAUGCAGCAGUAUAGAGUAGCUUAACCCUCCGGUGUAACAAUGCUGGUCCUUGGUGCCCUGCUGGCCGUGUCAAGGGUCGCUCCGUCACUCGGUAGUGCGGGCAGCGAGCAGGGCGUCGGCCGGGGUCGCCCGCCGGUAGGCCUGUAAGAGGAUGUAGUAACGUGUAGUAGAACACAUCGGUUCAUGCUAUUGCUACCGCAUUCUUUUCUCUCGGCUCGUGAUGCCGUGUGUUGUACCGUGGCGUUGGACCUUCUAAGAUUCAUGAUACGGUGUUCAUCGCUGUUGCAGUGAAGUCUCCUUGCGGUAAGAAAUGUAAAAGAACAGAUUCUAACAGUCA
Molecule: messenger RNA, 1293 nt
Organism: Brachypodium distachyon (stiff brome)
Lineage: Eukaryota; Viridiplantae; Streptophyta; Magnoliopsida; Poales; Poaceae
Product: chaperone protein DnaJ
Exons: 6
Coding region: 164-970 (268 amino acids)
Source: RefSeq, a predicted model, not a curated record